Messenger RNA from Sorghum bicolor (sorghum), 1488 nucleotides. Its product is annotated as phosphoenolpyruvate carboxylase kinase 2. The record is from RefSeq and is a predicted model, not a curated record. Gene Ontology annotation, biological process: peptidyl-serine phosphorylation; intracellular signal transduction; protein autophosphorylation. Lineage: Eukaryota; Viridiplantae; Streptophyta; Magnoliopsida; Poales; Poaceae. Gene Ontology annotation, cellular component: cytoplasm; nucleus. The transcript has 2 exons. Bases 158 to 1012 code for a protein of 284 amino acids. Gene Ontology annotation, molecular function: calcium-dependent protein serine/threonine kinase activity; ATP binding; calmodulin binding.
CUGCAGUGAGGAGUCCUCUGCCGCAUUAAAAGGCGUCCUCGCCGUCCGUCCGGCGGGUGGAAACCAGACCAGCACACAAUCCGCAAGGCCGGCCAACGCCAACCCCCAAUCAGCGAGGCAACAACAAACCACCCGACCGGACCAAGGAGCAGUAGCAAUGAGCGGCGCCGCGGAGGAGGCGUUGCUGCGGGAGUACGUGAUCGGCGAGGAGAUCGGGCGCGGGCGGUUCGGGACGGUCCGCCGCUGCUACGCCGCGUCCACGGGGGAGCCGUUCGCGCUCAAGACGACGCCCAAGGCGGCGCUGCGGGAGCUGGAGGCGGACCCGCUGGACCUGGCGCUGGCGGAGCAGGAGCCCAAGGUGCACCUCCUCGCGUCGGCCGCCAGCCGCCACGUGGUCGCGCUCCACGCCGCCUUCGAGGACGCCGACGCCGUGCACCUGGUGCUGGACCUCUGCGCGGGCGGGGACCUGUUCGCGCUCGUCUCCGCACGGGGACCGCUCCCGGAGCCCGAGGCGGCGGGCCUCGUCGCGCAGCUCGCGGACGCGCUGGCGGGGUGCCACCGCCGCGGGGUCGCGCACCGCGACGUCAAACCCGACAACCUCCUCUUCGACGCCAGCGGCGCGCUCAGGCUCGGGGACUUCGGCUCCGCGGACUGGUUCGGGGACGGCAGGCCCUUGACGGGGCUGGUCGGCACGCCCUACUACGUCGCGCCCGAGGUGGUGGCCGGCAGGGAGUACACCGAGAAGGUGGACGUGUGGAGCGCCGGGGUCGUGCUCUACAUGAUGCUCUCCGGGACCGUGCCCUUCUCCGGCGCCACCGCGGGGGACGUCUUCCAGGCCGUGCUCCGCGGCAACCUGCGCUUCCCGCCGCGCGCCUUCCCUGCCGUCUCGCCCGAGGCCAAGGACCUCAUGCGCCGCAUGCUCUGCAAGGACGUCUGGCGCAGGCUCUCCGCCGAGCAAGUCCUAAGUCACCCAUGGAUUGUGACUCGCGGCGGAAGUGUGGCGGUGGCCUGAUUUAGAUGCUCGGCCGCGUCAUCCGAUGAAUCUCCAUCUGCAGUGUAGAUAGUGGCGUUCGUCCAAGAGGAGUAGAGAGACCUUUUGCAGUUGAUGUCUUUGCUUUGGUUCUGCCAAUCGUCAAUGAACAGUAGUGCCUGCCGUAGUUGGUUACUAGUAGAAUUAGUAGCACGCAGCAGUAAUCCUUAGUGUUCGUCAUGUUCUGCAGUAGGAGUAAUCCUUAGGCGAAGCAGGAAUUUGGGGGGCUUCCUCUUCCUGGGUUCGUGUUGCUUCAUCUUUGCAUUGCAACCCAUGUAUAGUACUACAGCCUUCAUGUGGCUGAAGAAGAGAGGACUAGCUCUGUUCAGGAGAAAAUGGAACCCAAAAAAACUCCCAGAAAAUCUAUGUACAGUUCAGCUUCAGGCUUCAGCUUUGUGCCUGCGUGUCUCAUCGAUUUUGGUACCGAACUUCUGUGUCUUCUAAGCAGUUUCUACUUU